This is a messenger RNA of Amblyraja radiata (thorny skate), 402 nucleotides long. RefSeq names its product thymosin beta-10-like. The record is from RefSeq and is a predicted model, not a curated record. NCBI's taxonomy places the organism in Eukaryota, Metazoa, Chordata, Chondrichthyes, Rajiformes, Rajidae. Gene Ontology annotation, molecular function: actin monomer binding. Gene Ontology annotation, biological process: regulation of cell migration; actin filament organization. Bases 54 to 188 code for a protein of 44 amino acids. Gene Ontology annotation, cellular component: cytoplasm. The transcript has a single exon.
ACGUCACCCAUUCCUUCUCUCCAGAGGUGGACUCGACCAGAGUUUGAACUGAAAUGGCAGACAAAGCAGACUUCAGGGAGGUGGCUGCCUUUGACAAGAGCAAAUUGAAGAAAAAGGACACGGAAGUGAAGAACACACUCCCCACAAAAGAAAUUAUUGAUCGGGAGAAGAAAGCAGAGAGCGGCUAGUUGCUGAAAUUGUACAGUAUCCAUGGCGGAGGGAGUCGCUCAGCCUUAUUUGGAGAGAUGAAGCCCAUUUCUUACUGUGAACUGAACUACUGAAGGGGCAGAGCAUUGCUAAAUGGCUGCUGGUUCUGAGACCUUUUGGACCACGGCUGUGAUUUAUCCAGUGUUGUAAAUGAAAUGAAUAAAAAUUCAAUUUGCACAAAAAAAAAAAAAAAAA